Molecule: messenger RNA, 6153 nt
Organism: Chelmon rostratus (copperband butterflyfish)
Lineage: Eukaryota; Metazoa; Chordata; Actinopteri; Chaetodontiformes; Chaetodontidae
Product: insulin receptor substrate 2-like
Exons: 3
Coding region: 191-3373 (1060 amino acids)
Biological process (GO): insulin receptor signaling pathway
Cellular component (GO): cytosol; plasma membrane
Molecular function (GO): insulin receptor binding; phosphatidylinositol 3-kinase binding
Source: RefSeq, a predicted model, not a curated record
CCUGGUCUGGUCCGGCUGCGCUGUUGCUUCUCACCGCGGCGCACGGCGGACACAGCUAUCGGCGUCCGCGAUGGAUUAGAUGAAACAACGAGUUACGUUUUAAGUCUUAUCUCGCUCAGUUGUAUUUUUUCUUUUUUUUUAAAAGGGGGGGCUUUGCUUAUCUGGAAGUUGAAAAGUGAAGCGGAGAGAAAUGGCAAGUCCUCCGGCGCACGGAGGACACCUGUUAUCCAACGGGACGAGCGGCGUGAAGAAGAGCGGAUACCUGAGGAAGCAGAAACACGGACACAGGCGCUUCUUCGUGCUGCGGGAGCCGACCGAGCGCUGCCCGGCCCGCCUGGAGUAUUAUGAAAGCGAGAAGAAAUGGAGAAACAAGUCCGCCGCGAAACGGGUCAUAACUUUGGACUCGUGUCUGUGCGUAAACAAGCGCGCCGACGCCAAACACAAGCACCUCAUCGCCCUCUACACCAAGGACGAGUACUUCGCUGUGGCAGCAGACAGCGAGCAGGAGCAGGAGAGCUGGUUCGCUGUUUUGACUGAUCUAAUUGCCGAGGGGAAAGUGUACGACAGCCCCGCUUCCACCUCCUCUUUAGUGGGCUUUGAGGAGGCCAGCUACGGACUCAUUACGCCCGCAUCAGCUGUCUAUAAGGAGGUGUGGCAGGUCAACUUGAAAUCCAAAGGCUUGGGUCAGAUCAAGAACCUCACUGGAGUGUACAGGCUGUGUUUAUCCAGCCGGACCAUCAGCUUUGUCAAACUGAACUCAGACACAGCUGCUGUCAGUUUACAGCUCAUGAACAUUCGGAGAUGUGGCCACUCAGACAGCUUCUUCUUCAUAGAGGUGGGCCGGUCAGCGGUCACUGGGCCCGGAGAGUUCUGGAUGCAGGCAGAGGACUCGGUGGUGGCGCAGAACAUCCAUGAGACCAUCCUCGAGGCCAUGAAGGCCAUGAAGGAGCUGUCUGAGUUCAGGCCGCGGAGCAAAAGCCAGUCUGCAAGCACCAACCCCAUCUCUGUGCCCACACGACGCAACCUCAACAACCUCCCCCCCAGUCAGACGGGCCUGGUGAGGAGAUCCAGAACAGAUAGCAUGGCAACCACAUCCCCGGGGAGAAAGUUCACGUCCUGUCGGAUAAGAACAGCCAGCGAGGGAGACGGCAGUGUGACCCGGCCUGUGUCCAUGUCCAUAUCUGUGAACGGGAGCCCCACCAGUCCAAACUCUGGGAAUCACCUCAGCAGGUCCCAUACUCUCAGCAGCGGGCGCACCUGCAGAAUGCUAGAGUCCUCCUCCAACCUGCAUCAUAGCCGGUCCAUGCCGGUGUCCAACUCCCCUCCGGCUGCCUCCAGCCCCAUCAGCAUGUCUCCAAGAGGGGGGGCUAAUGUCUGCACUCCUGACAAAGCCAGGCGGCCUUUCAGCUGUAGCGCCUCCAUCUCUGGCUCCCUCAGUGACACGGGCUUCAUGCUGUGUGAAGAUUACAGCUCCAGCCCAGGUGACCCCAAAUUCCUCCCCCUGACGCGCAGCGACACCCCCGACUCUCUGUCCAGCACGCCCCCAUCCCGUGACAUCAGCGACCCCUGUGGCUACAUGAUAAUGGAGGGGGCCAAUGGCAGCAAGUCUGGGGAGGGUCUGGCAUUUGACAAGGCUUACAGGAAGCGGACACACUCCCUCACCACACCGCGUCAACAGCGGGUGGUGGCGCCGCUGUCCUCGGCCUCCCUGGAUGAGCACACACUCAUGAGGAUGGCGCACGGACAGAACUCUCACUCCGCCUCGCCCAAAGUGUGCUACCCAGAGGAUUAUGGAGACAUUGAAAUCGGUUCAUCCAGGAGCUCCAGUAGUAACCUUGCAGAUGAUGGCUACAUGCCAAUGACGCCAGGUGUAGCAUCCCAGUCUGGCAAGGCAGACAACUACGUGCCCAUGAGCCCCAUGUGUGUCUCAGCACCGAAGCAGAUUGUGAACCCAAGGGUGCAUCCUCAGGCGGCUGCCAGCGGCGGCUACAAGAACAACUCCCCCUGCAGCAGCUCUCUGGAGGACAACGGCUACAUGAGAAUGUGGUGUGGCUCCAAAUCCUCCAUGGAGAGCCCAGACAGGAACAGCGAAUACAUGAACAUGUCACCUGGAAACCCACCCCCACUCCAGACCCCCCCUGAUUACUACUUGGGCUUGAUGGCUGGUGAACCUGCGUCAAUGAGGUCAGCCUAUCAGGCCGGCUCCCUCACGCUUCCUGCUAAACUUCAGACCUCCAAGAAUGAAGAAAGCAGCCAGUAUGUUUUGAUGAGCCCUCAGAGUUUGAGGCAGAGGUUGGGGGAGUCAGACUAUUACUCAGUAAUGCAGCCCAGUGCAGCUCAGACCUCGCCACUGAGCCCCUCAGUACCCUCCCCAGUCAGACACGGCCGGGCGGAGACCCUGCCCUACAGAGGGAGGCUGGGCAGGCCUAACAGGCUAUCCCUAGACACCCUGAGGACCCUGCCCAGCAUGAAUGAGCACCCCCUGCCCGGAGAACCCCGGAGCCCCGGGGAGUACAUUAACAUUGAUUUCGGCGGCGCCAGAUUCUCCCCGCCCUCCAUUGUGUCUACAGAGAGCCAGUCUUCAUCACUGGGUUCCAGCGGUGGGGGUCCGGGGAGGUCCUCUCUGACAGACUACAUAAACCUGGAGCUGGGCUCACACUCACCCAAGGCGGCUAACACCCCCGCUGAGCGCUUGGACGCACUUCCAGAGUUAUCAAUGUGCCCCUGCUCAGGGGAGGACGGAGUGUACCAUCUGGAUGGCGAGAAAAGGUCUCAGGGCCUCUGCGAUGAGCUGAAGAAUGACUACACUGAGAUGACAUUUGGGAUGACCAGCUCACCUCCACAGCUUGUUCCCCAGCACACAGCAAGCAGCCAGAGCAGCAGAGAGAGGAGGCUCUCUCUGGAGGACCAGGGAGUCCCAGAAAGCAUUGGGGUCUUCCUGCUUGGGGCCGCCUCUUCUUCCACGGUGGGCCCCGACUGCUCUGCCAAAGUGAUCCGGGCCAACCCACAGGGACGUCGGCGCCACAGCUCCGAGACCUUCUCCUCCACCGCCACGGUGACGCCGGUCUUCCCCUCCUUCGCUCGCGGCGACACAGUGAAGAGGCACAGCUCGGUGGAGAACAUCUCAUCCCGGAGCAGCGAGGGCUCUGACGAGGAGUACGGCAGCCCGGUGAACCGGCAGAGCUCGGCCGGCUACCCGAACGGGCUGAAUUACAUUGCCUUGAACCUGCUGGACAACAGGGACAUGGAGAAAUGUGAGGACCUGGCUGGCUUCAAACCCACCAGCAGCUGCAAAGGGGGUAUCAAUGGAUUACACAGCACACCAUAUGUCUGUUUGGGAUUCAAGGAGACUGCAACCACUGCCAAAGACUGAAGGACUCCUCCAUCCUCUGACUUGGCGUCUUCACCGACCUGCUGCUCGAAAUAAAACAAAAACAAAAACCCAGACGACCCUUCCACUGGGCACUGUGGCCCUGAAAGACUGUCCGGACCCUCGGCGACACACACACACGAACACACACUUAGUAAACGAGCAGGUCAUCAUCUAUGCAUGCCAUGAAUUCGCCGAAGGCGGGCCAGGUGUGAUUGUGCGCGUGUGGGUUGAUGUGUGCGUUGUGUGUCGGUGCGCCUCGCGUUCCCCGCGCUCUCAGGGGCCAUUUCUCCUCUGACCCAAAUUCUGGCGCGAGCACAGACGCAAAGAUAGUCAGACAGUAAGACAACUCUAAUGGUACCCAGAUACUAUUUAUUUACUUGAGGGUAGUGUAAUGACUGCCUGUAUGUAUGCGAGUGUGUUUCUGAGACAAAGUAUGACCAACCGGUAUGUCAGCGAACAAUGAAAACCUAAUAUAGAAAUGGCCCAGGGAGCGAGGACACCACGGUACACUGAGUAUAUUACUAUAUUUAGAUUAGAUAUUUUAUUUAUUUUUGGAAAUUGAAUGUCUGAUGAGACCUACACAAUGCCUUAAUGUCUAUAUUGUCCUUAUGUUUUCUAUGAAAUAAGAGAUAAAUAUUCUAUUUCAGUAUGUAUGUUUGGACCUACAUCUCUAUAUUGUUAUUCUGUUGUGGAAAGUAAAAAGCCUAGAUUACUGUUGAAAAAUAUUAUUUCAGAAAUGUACAGUACAGUGGGGCUGCUUGAGAUCCGAUCUAUCGUAUUGAUAUUAAAGUAUUUUCUUAAUUACUAAUUUCUUAUUUAUUCUAACCUAGUUUAUUUUUUUUGUCCAAUCAAAGCGCUGGACUUAAAGAAAUAUAUUUCUAAAUGUCUUUAAGAGUUAUGCAUGUCUUUAUAACUCGGCUCAGACCCCGUAACACCAGGCAUCUGAAUGCACUGUACCUCCCGCAGUUCCUCAGUCACUUGAGCCUGAAAACCUCACACACUCCUACCUUCAAACCUCCGGCCUGCUGCUAAGCUCCAUGCAGGCCGCUCCUGCUGUGAUAUCAUUGGACAGCACAACUGUCUAUACUAGGUGUCGGCGGAGGGGCGGAGCCACUGAAAGGCAUUAGCGAGCGAGGGCUGAAAUGAGGGGGCGGGGGGGCCGCCGGUGUCAGCGGUGCCAGACAAGCACUGAGGGGAGGAGGGCUCUGCAACUCAGAAAAAGUAGAAGAAGAAAGGCCAACAGCCACAUCUGGCACCAUCAUGGAGGUUCACUGGAGAACCAGCUGUCUGGAAAAAGUAACUGUACUGCAGACGGCAUAAAAACUGUGAUCUGGAGUAGGAGAAUUCUGCAGUGUUAUAAAAUAACUAUACAACUACGCAUACAGGAUACAGCUAAAUGCUAAAACACAGCUGUCGCACGCAGCAGUAUGUAUCUCAUGUCUGCUAACAUUUGCCACUAUCAGCUACCGGCUGGCGUUAGCUAGCAUUAGCUAAAGCUAGCAAGCUGAAGCGAGCCUGUGCAACUUUUGCUGAACAAAAUGUCAGGAUAAUGCUAAAUGCUAACAUGUAGUUUCACGCUUGCAUGAGCUGAGAAGAACUUGACACAGCAUAGCAAUGUCUAACUAAGGUUCGCUAUCGUUAGCUAACAUUAGCUACCACAAGGUGUUGGUCAUACCAAGGCUUUAGCUUGGAUGAGUUUAGUGCUAAUAAAUUAAAAUUUUCAUCUGUUAAUGCUAUUUAUUUAAAUUGCAUAAUCUUCUUAACCACAUUCAUCACAAUUAUUACAAAAAAACCUUUAAAUUCUGCUGCUUCUUAAGCGCUCUGAACCUCCAAAAUGGCUGCCAGGCGGUUCGCAAACACUGACAUCCUGACACUGUGGUCUUCGCAUCGUCCACUGUGCCGACUCCACGACCCCUUCAGCGUUCGGGAGAUUGUAAAACUUUUCACCAUGUCUGAAUGUAUCGCUGAGCUGGUGGGAAUGCCGCAGAAACACAAAUGUGGGAACCGGGUUUGACAGAGUCGAGUAAUGUUGGAGCUGUACCACGCUUUGUGGAGUUAUCUAUUUAUCUUAUGAGUCUUGAAUGUGUAUAUUGUGUACAUAGAAAGAGUUUAACUAAAAACAAAAAAUCUAUUGAAAAUACAUAGAGUACUUAGAUUUUACUUAUGUUGCAAUGAUAUUCCUGUGUAAAGACUUUGGCUACCGAUUUUUAAAAAGGGGACAAGGUUUUUGCUUUGGGGUUGUACAGUGUAUUGUAUGCUCUCCUCCCUCACAGUCUCCGUGACUAUAUGACAAAAAAAAUACUCUGUCUAUUUUAUUAUAGAGAUCUCUUUGCCUUGUUGAAACACUUUACCUAAUGGCAUAUGCAAUAGUGACAUGAAUACAAUCUAGUUUACAACCGUGGAACCAAAUGUAACAUUGCAUCGAUGAUUUUUUUUUCUUUUUUGUGACGAGCAGAAGCCGUUUUGCUCCUCGUGCAUUUUCUCUUUCUGCCAAGUGUUUGGGUUUUUUUUUUUUUUUUUUUUUUUUGCUCAUAACUUUGUUCUUGACACGUCUCAAAGCGCUUUCCCCAUCUCUGUGUCCAUGGACAGACUCCUCUUUUACGGAUUGAUCUCGGAUUGACUCAGUCUGAAUGUGUCGUUGUCUUCCAUUGUACAUAAUUCAGUAUACUGUUUAUUGUGAUGCUCACAAGAGAUGAUUAUAAUGAUUUAUAAAUUCUGGUAGUUGAGUAUUGCUUUUGUCUGUAUUGAUUAUGGAUAGCAACCUACAGAAAUAAAUGAAU